GUUCACGUCUUGCGAAACUAAAGGUCAUUGUCUGAUAACCGAAAGCAGUAAUAAAAAAACUAAAAAAUUGUCUUUACGAAUACCAUAGAGCAUAUACACAACGUCGUACAUCAUCAGUUGUAGUAAUUAUCUUGAUCGUGCAACGUAAAAAACUAUCAAUUUAUUGUAACUGCAACAAAAAACAUUAAACCAAAAACGUAAUGAUUAAGCAGAGUAUUUUAUUGUUUGUGUUUUUCUCAUCGACAAAAGCAUUUGCGAUUAAUGAUGCCAGUUCAAAUCGUUUAUACCAUCGCCUCCGACGCAGUGUUAGUGUCAGUACACCAAACAUAAUCGAAAUUAAUAACGAAUUAGCAGAAUGGCCUUUGAAUGAGAAUGAUUCUAUCAAAAACGAUUUACUGAUAGGUCAAUGUGGUAUUCGUGAUCAGAGAGUUCACACCGAAGAUAUAUUGGUGGAGAAUUCAGGGCCGAGCACACUGAACGGAACGUUAGAGAUCUACGUUAACUCACCCAUUACAAUAGCUUGUGUUAAAGUUGAAGAUCAAAUUGGUGCGGGAGCAAUACCAAGCUUCAAUUCCGGCGGUCCAGGACACAAUUGGAUAUUUAUUGACGUUAAGUGCAGAUAUGGGAAAGGUUUCCACUUCAAAAUCCAUAUAUUCGCAGAAACGAAUACAACAAACACAGACAUUGUCUAGUUCAAUCAAUCGGUUUAUGUGUAAAUAAA
This is a messenger RNA of Bradysia coprophila, 721 nucleotides long. RefSeq lists its product as uncharacterized. The record is from RefSeq and is a predicted model, not a curated record. NCBI's taxonomy places the organism in Eukaryota, Metazoa, Arthropoda, Insecta, Diptera, Sciaridae.